This is a messenger RNA of Diaporthe amygdali, 216 nucleotides long. RefSeq lists its product as uncharacterized. Lineage: Eukaryota; Fungi; Ascomycota; Sordariomycetes; Diaporthales; Diaporthaceae. Bases 1 to 216 code for a protein of 71 amino acids. The transcript is spliced from 2 exons. The record is from RefSeq and is a predicted model, not a curated record.
AUGGAAGCCACCCCAACGGCGGUGGAGCAAGCGGGCUGGUGGCACCUCGGUAGUCUAACUGUCAGCAAGUGCACACUGUUCACUUAUCCGGCCCCCCCGGGGAGCGGAACCGGCCGCCUCCGGGACGUGGGAAGCCUUCGCCUCAGUCAUGGCUUUGGGGCUCUGUCACAUCUUAUCGAGACACUCCACCCGACCGACUGCGGUCGGCCGAGUUAG